Messenger RNA from Drosophila innubila, 5543 nucleotides. RefSeq names its product plectin (gene ec). Bases 257 to 5476 code for a protein of 1739 amino acids. Lineage: Eukaryota; Metazoa; Arthropoda; Insecta; Diptera; Drosophilidae. Gene Ontology annotation, molecular function: cysteine-type deubiquitinase activity. The record is from RefSeq and is a predicted model, not a curated record. The transcript has 6 exons. Gene Ontology annotation, biological process: protein deubiquitination.
GGUGGGAAAUUCAUUUAAACUUAAAAAACAAAAAUAAACAUAUCCUGUGGCCAGCAAAAGUUUCCGGCCAACUUUGUUGUUUUUGUUGCGCUCAGCAAAUGCAACCGCAACUGUUGCACAACAACAACAAGAAUUUACAACAACAACAACAACAACUACACACCAGCAAGCCAUGACAAUUCGACACUGUGAGAUUGUGUGAGAUUGAAAGUCAGCCAUAGAUCGGAGCCGUCGAAGUCACAGUCACAGUCACACAAUGGCCACGCCCAUGAGUAGCACGCUAUAUCGCGCCUCAUCCACAGUUGGAGGUGUCGCCUCUGCCACGGCCUCUGCUGCCACGCCCAUCUGCGUCGCCCUCUCGUAUGCAACGCAACCAAAACCAUUUGCUGCCGGCGCCGUGCAGAAUAUUGCCGAGCGGAGUCGCCUCUUGGAGCUGCUGCGUGCUCCCAAUAAUCUCACAUCGCCCACGUUGGAGCCCUCGUCAAAGGGUCUGUUAAAUGGACCAGGUCAAAACAACUGCUUCUUGAAUUGUGCCGUUCAGGUCUUGUGGCACUUGGAUGCCUUUCGACGCUCGUUCCGAGGUCUCAAUCAACACGUUUGUGGUGGACAAGACUGCAUAUUCUGUGCACUAAAGGAGCUCUUUCAGCAACUGCAGACGAGCUCGGAGCCCGCUUUGUGUCCGGAGCCUUUGCGUCGCGCCUUGGCGAGCGGUCCGUUGGCGGGAAGACGCUUUCCAUUGGGCUGUCUGGGCGAUGCCGCUGAAUGCUUUGAGCUUCUGCUGCAUCGCGUCCAUUCGCACAUCUCACCCGACGAUGGCGAUUCGUGUGAAUCCCCCGCCUGCAUUGCCCAUCGUCGCUUUGCCAUGCGCGUCAUCGAACAGAGCGUCUGCAAAUGCGGCGCCAACUCGGAGCAAUUACCCUUCACUCAGAUGGUGCACUAUGUCUCCGCCUCAGCGUUGACCUCCCAAAAGAGUCUGGCCCUACAAAAUCAUCAGCAACUGAGCUUCGGACAACUGCUACGGGCCGCAGGCAACAUGGGCGAUAUACGCGACUGUCCGAAUACUUGUGGGGCAAAGAUUGGAAUUUGCCGAGCGCUGCUCAAUCGGCCGGACGUCGUGUCCAUUGGCAUCGUGUGGGACUCGGAGCGACCGGCUGCGGAUCAAGUGCACGCCGUGCUGAAGGCGGUGGGAACGAGUCUGCGACUGGCGGACGUCUUUCAUCAGGUCAGCGAGCAGCGAUGGGCGCAACAAACCCAACACGAGCUCGUCGGCAUUGUGUCGUAUUACGGCAAACACUACACGACCUUCUUUUACCACACGAAACUCAAGGUCUGGGUGUACUUUGACGAUGCGAAUGUGAAGGAGGUGGGACCCAGCUGGGAGGGAGUUGUGGACAAAUGCAGUCGAGGCCGUUAUCAACCGUUGCUGCUGCUCUACGCGGUACCGCAAGCACCGAGCGGUGCAGGAGCCAGCAACUUGGAGCUGCCAAUGGGAGCAGUACCGACCACCGUCUCAGUGCGACGUGCAAUUACGCCCAGUCCGGAGAAGCCCAGUCUGGGCAAUGCAGUGCGUCGUGCAAUUACACCGACACCGAUACAGACACCUACACCGAUGCCCAUGCCCCUGAACGACUAUCAGAAUCUGAGUGUCAUACAGAAGGCCAUCUUUCCGGUACCAGCUGCAGGUGGUAGUGACGAGACCGACGCCUACAUCAGUCGCAAAACGGUCGAGCAUGUGCUGAGCGCACAGUAUCAAAACCUGAGCGUUAUACAAGAUAAGAUUGGUGCCAAUUGCAGUGCGAAUUUCACAAACUCCUGCCAGGAGGGCGGCUUCCUCAAUCGCAAGCCCAUUGAGGCCAUGUUGAGUGCACAACUUGCGCGUCGUCAGCAUUUGCAGCUGCAGCGCAGUCACAGCGCCGAAUCGAGUUCGAAUUCGAACUCGAAUGGCAGUUCGCCGCCCUCAAGUGAUGGUCUCACCAUACCCGAGCAUCUGAAUCAGCCGCGACGUCGGGAUUCGGGCAAUUGGUCCGGCGAUCGCAAUAGCGCCAGUUCCGCAAGCUCGACCACACUGGAUAAUCCCUAUCUGUAUAUGGUGGCCAAGCGCGGUGGAGGCGUGGCCGUGGGCGCGGUGCCACAGAGUCCAACACGACAUGCACAUGGAUCCAUCUACGAUGCGGGCUAUGAUUCAUUCUCGCUCAGCUCCACGGACUCGUAUCCGCCCAAGCAUGCGCUCAAUCCGCAGCUAGCGAAAAUACCCGAGGCGGGCAUGGGAAUGGGAGUGGGAAUGGGAGUGGGAAUAACUCAGAUCAAGGCAGCCGGCUUAAGCCUAACGGGUGACUGUGAGAAGCUCUGCCAUGAGGCGGAUCAGCUGCUGGAGAAGUCGCGACUCGUGGAGGAGUCGCAUGACCUGGAGACGGCUCUAGUGUUGUGCAACGCGGCAGCGGGCAGAGCGCGUGCGGCAAUGGAUGCGCCCUAUAGCAAUCCGCAUACCAUGACCUUUGCCCGCAUGAAGCACAACACGUGUGUGAUGCGCGCACGGAGUCUACAUCGUCGCAUACUCGUGGAGAAGGGCGCCGAGACGGAGGCGAUGCCGGAGAUGAAGCACAUGCGAGAGGGCAGCAACAGCAGCGUCAAGCACAUGCGGCAGAACAGCAAGGAUCGCACGCUGGAGAAGCUGGAGAGCACGCCAACGGCAGCAACAAAAUCCAUAGAGAUCUAUGCCACGCUGCCCAAGCGUAAAAGUCCCUUAAAGUCGCUAAUCGCAGCCGAUGACAAUGCUAUAGAGUUGGAGCCGCAAGCGAAACCGGAGCGAGAAAGUCGCUCGCUCUUUGGCCGCAGAGACAAGGACAAGGACAAAGACAAGGACAAAGACAAGGAAAAGGAAAAGCGCAGUCGCAGCGAGGAUCGCAACAAGCUAACGCGUGAGUUCUCGCUCACAGAGACGCUGCUCGUCAAUGCCAAGGACACGCUGAAGAAGCACAAGGAGGACAAGGACGAGAAGUCCAAGGAGAAGGACAAGUCCGGCAAGAAGCAGCACAAGAUACGACGCAAACUAUUAAUGGGCGGUCUAAUAAGACGCAAGAAUCGCAGCAUGCCCGAUCUAACGGAGGCAGUAGACGACUCACACAACUCCACACAACAUAAUAACCAUGGUAAUGGCACUGCCAACAGCCUCACACACGCUCACAGCGCCCAUGCCACGCCCCUGGCGGCCAGCUCGGUGGAUGACAGCGCUCUGGGCUUGAAUCUGCAGGCGCUACAAAAUUUGACCCUAAGCGGCUACAUCUCCGAGGGACACUUUGAUUACAAUGGCAAGGGCAAAGGUACGGCAGCCAAGACAGCCGGACAGACGGAUGUCGUACUAAGACACUUGGAGUGCAGCGCCAAUCCGAAUCUGGAGCGCAGCAAAUUGAUGCGCAAGAGUUUUCACGGCAGCAGCAGACAGCUGACAAUGGUACCCAAGGUGGCACCGCCGCCGCCCAUGCGCACCAGCUCCGCCUUGACACCACAGCAACAGCAGCAGCAGCAGCAGCAACACUUUCAUCACGAGGCCAAUCUCUCGAAUAUCUCUCAAAUGAGCUCCAACACUUCCAUAAGCGAGGACUCCUGUCAAACUAUAAUUACCACGUGUGCACAGGUGCAUUCGGAGCAGAGUCCGCUGAAGGAUCAGCUGUUGUAUGCACCAGAGUUGCCACCACCGCCGCCCAUGGAGUUGCCACCCUAUCCAAGUCCGCCGCAAUCUGUUUGUCAUUCGCGUCAGGCUAGCGAGGAUUUUCCGCCGCCGCCGCCGCCCGAAAUCGAUUUGGAGCCGCUGAAUCAGCAGCUGAGUCAGCUGCAAGCCAGCAAGCAACAGCAGCAACAGCAACAGCAGCGACAACAGCAAUUGGAGUCGCUGGAGGGCACAACGAGCAUUUUGGCUCAGCUGCAACAGCGGCAACAUUUGCUCAAGCUGCGCAAGGAGCAGACAACACCGCUGCCCAAGGACACAGCCUGGACGCUGAGCAACAACAGCAACAACAGCAGCAACAACAGCAGCAACAGCAACAAUGUGCGUGAUCUGGCGCAUCGUUUUGAGCAGAGUAACGCCAGCAACAUGCGCUCGUAUGCCUCACAGGAGUUGCUAAGUCCCUGCACACGCACACAGAUGAAUGGACUGCCCAACAGCAACAGCAACAUGGAGGCAACAGCAACAACAGCUGAUGAAGUGGACUGCGCGCUGCCAAUGCGACAGCAGCAACAGCAAUUGCUGCUGCCCAAGCCGAAAUAUGAAAUGUCAGCAAGUCAAAUUGCUGAUGAAAUACGCGAAGUGGAGCUAUUAAAUUCCAUGGUGCAACAGACAUUGCAUCAAACAGCGCCCAAGCGUGUGAAGAAGAAGAGCGUCUCAUUUUGCGAUCAAGUGAUACUAGUGGCAACCGCCGGCAAUGAGGAUGAGGAUGAUUUUAUUCCCAAUCCCAUAUUGGAGCGUGUGUUGCGCACAGCAACAGCAACAGCAGCAGCAACAACGCAGCCAAAUGAGAAAAUGACAGCACAGCUGAUGCAACAGCAGCAACAGAAUAUGCUGCGAUUGCAGACGGAGCCACAGCCGCGACAACAGCAGCAGCAGCAAUUGCCACGCCAGCAACAGCAGCAGUUGCAACAACAACAGCAGCAGCAAGCAUCUCCCAUGCUGGGCAGAACAGACGUGCAGCGUUAUGUGCAACAGCGACAGCAACAGCUGCUGCAGCAGCAGCAACAGCAGCAGCAAUUGCUGCAACAGCAGCAGCAACAACAGCAGCUGUACUGCCUGCAACAGCAACAGCAGCAACAGUUGCAGCAGCGCACCAGCAUGAGCGGUCUGUGCAACAAUCAGCAACAAUUGCAACAACAACUGGAUGCACAAUAUACCAGCAUGCCACGUUCAAUGCCACAAAGCUACUCUGUGCAGUUGCAAAAGCAUCAGCAACAGCAGCAGCAACAACAGCAACAGCAGCAGCAACAGCAACUGAAUCUCGCCUACUUGGAGCAACAACAGCAACAACAAUCGCCAUAUCAGCGUGUGCCACAUGGCUAUCAGCAACAGGCCUACUAUGCACCACAGCAACAGCCGCAGCAAACGCAGCAGCAACAACUAUUGCUGCCCGGCAAGCCGCCACAAAAGAAAGUCAGCUUUGAGCCGGGCACAAAGGGAGAAACGGAGAACUUGCCACCGCCACCGCCGCUGCCACAAACGAAGCUAGCCAUGCAGCACAAUGGACUACCAACAACAGCAGCAGCAACAGCAGAGAUAACAGCAGCAACAGGCAGCACCACAGCAACAGCAGCAACAGCAACAGCAGCAACAACAACAAUUAUUCCCACCCGCGUCUACAACAAUGCCAUUGUCAAGGCCUCGGCGAAGGCCGUUGAAUGCAACUUGUGUCGCAAGCGACAUGUGAUUGCUCCCGCCUCCUAUUGCAACAACUGCGAGUAUUAUCUGCAGAUGCUCAAUCAGCGCAGAUGAUUCCAAUAUUUAUAGCUAUAAUUAUUAAUUAUACAGCUACAAGUUGUGUGCUCAACAAGUCUUUACA